Molecule: messenger RNA, 1141 nt
Organism: Peromyscus californicus insignis
Lineage: Eukaryota; Metazoa; Chordata; Mammalia; Rodentia; Cricetidae
Gene: Golga7b
Product: golgin A7 family member B
Exons: 5
Coding region: 449-952 (167 amino acids)
Biological process (GO): peptidyl-L-cysteine S-palmitoylation; protein targeting to membrane
Cellular component (GO): palmitoyltransferase complex
Source: RefSeq, a predicted model, not a curated record
AGCGGAGCGGGUGGCCGCGGGCGGGGCUCCUCUCCGGCGGGUGCCGGAGUCUGGGGGCCUCGGCUUCCCCCUCCCCGCCCGCCGAGGCACUGGCCCCUCCUUCCCCCGCCGCCCCCGUACCCGCCGCUACUGCCGCUGUCAAAGAUAAACCGGGCCAUUGCUUGCAGGAGCCCUGGCAGCAGGCGAUCGGGCGGUGAGGAGCCUCGGGCGCGGCCUCGCCUCCCCGGCCCGGCUCCCGCAUCAGCACCGUGGACAGCACAGACCCUCUCUCCGGGACCCUGCUGUCCGCAGGAGCUCGUCUCGGGCUUCGGCGAUCUCAUCAGCACCGCGGACAGCACCCGGGCCCUUGCGGGCCUCGGCCAGCCCACCAGCUCUCCAAGUCAGCACCGCGGACAGCCCCCCUGGGCCAGCCCUGAGGCCGCCUAGGAGUGGUCAGUACCCUCUGAAGAUGGCCACUGAGGUCCACAAUCUUCAGGAGCUCCGGCGAAGCGCAUCACUGGCCACUAAGGUCUUUAUCCAGAGAGACUACAGUGAUGGUACCAUCUGUCAGUUCCAGACCAAAUUCCCCCCAGAGCUGGAUAGCCGGAUUGAGCGGCAGCUCUUUGAAGAGACCGUGAAGACCCUCAAUGGUUUUUAUGCGGAGGCUGAGAAGAUCGGGGGCAGCUCCUACCUGGAGGGCUGCCUGGCCUGUGCGACAGCCUACUUCAUCUUCCUCUGCAUGGAGACCCACUAUGAGAAGGUUCUCAAGAAGAUUUCCCGUUACAUCCAGGAACAGAACGAGAAGGUCUUUGCUCCUCGAGGGCUCCUGCUCACGGAUCCUGUGGAACGUGGGAUGAGGGUUAUCGAGAUCUCCAUCUAUGAGGACCGGUGCAGCAGCGGCAGUUCGAGCAGCGGCAGCAGUAGCGGCAGCGGCAGCAGCAGCGCCGGCGGGGGUGGGGCGGGGGCCCGGUGACUGGCCGAGAGUCCCCGCAGGGAGGUGUACGGCCGGAGCGAGGGGCUGGCAGAUCUCCGGAGGCUGCGUUACCAGAGCACCCGCUUCUGAGUCUUUCUCUGGGCCCACCUUGCCGUGUGGCGCCGGAGGGAGGGUGACUACCCGCUGUUCCGUGUCCCCAGUCCUUUGUCCCUUGGCGGGAUCUUCCUC